GCGAAAAUCGUGAAAAAAUGGAUGUCCUUCUUCCCGAUGGAAGUCGACUGGCAGGACUCUCCCGAUCCCGCAGAGGCAUGCGGCACCCUGAUCGGUCCAUAAAUAGUCGAGAUAUAGCCAAAGAAAAUAUAAAGAAUAUGGACAUUUUGGUCGCCCACAAAGGGCUACCACGAAGGGUGCAUUGGCGUAUUCAAGCCAAUCCUACUAAGCAGGUCAGGGCAAUCGAGCAGCAGGACCAUCCUUCCAUCCUAGAGGGAGGAGAGAUGCACGAGGCGAAAUCUGCGAGCUUUCUGCAUGCCAGGAUGGGCUACAGCUUCAAAACGCAGAACUUAUGUACCCGAGGCGUUAUCUCAAGCCGAGUCGUAUCCGAUUUCCCCCCGCCAUACGGAGUCCUAUCCAAGCAUUAGCGAGGCGUAUUCGAGACGGACCGAAUCCUAUCCCACCCCUUGCAAGAUCCGGACCUAAUAAGCCAUC
Messenger RNA from Drosophila miranda, 474 nucleotides. RefSeq lists its product as uncharacterized. The transcript is spliced from 2 exons. Lineage: Eukaryota; Metazoa; Arthropoda; Insecta; Diptera; Drosophilidae. The coding region runs from base 18 to 407 and encodes 129 amino acids. The record is from RefSeq and is a predicted model, not a curated record.